Arabidopsis thaliana (thale cress) is the source of this 348-nucleotide messenger RNA. Its product is annotated as NADH dehydrogenase ubiquinone 1 alpha subcomplex subunit. The transcript is spliced from 3 exons. Bases 1 to 348 code for a protein of 115 amino acids. Gene Ontology annotation, cellular component: mitochondrial inner membrane. The record is from RefSeq and is marked reviewed. Lineage: Eukaryota; Viridiplantae; Streptophyta; Magnoliopsida; Brassicales; Brassicaceae. Gene Ontology annotation, biological process: respiratory electron transport chain.
AUGUUCCAGCGUGUGAUCGGUCGGCCAUUAUUGGCGAAGGUGAAGCAGACGACUGGGAUCGUUGAGGUGUGUCCGGAAGAAGAAGACUGGGGAGUGAUUGAGAAGCGACUUGCUUGUGGUAAAGUCGAGGAGCUCAUCGAGGAAGCUAGCGAUGAGCUCACUCUCGUUGGCAAAAUGAUCGGUUCGUUACACCCUAAUUUGAUCCUUGCACCGAUACCUAAACAUGUUCCGCAUCACCGUCCCGGGCCUCUUCCUGAGGAGUUCUACAGAACCCUCCAAGCUGUAAAUUCAGAAUCCAAAACAGAGAUUACAGCUACUAGCUCUAGCGAUCCGCAGUUGAAAGAGUGA